Tribolium castaneum (red flour beetle) is the source of this 2451-nucleotide messenger RNA. It is a transcript of the gene BOD1, whose product is annotated as Biorientation Defective 1. NCBI's taxonomy places the organism in Eukaryota, Metazoa, Arthropoda, Insecta, Coleoptera, Tenebrionidae. The coding region runs from base 110 to 2362 and encodes 750 amino acids. The transcript has 5 exons. The record is from RefSeq and is a predicted model, not a curated record.
GCGCCGCAGGUUUCGUGGUUACAAACGUAGAAUAAGAGUUACAAAUCGAAACUCCCCAACUGUCAUGUGAGUGAAAAAACAAAAACAAAUAGUGCUGCAAUUAUUUAUUAUGGAGGUUGUUGCCAAUAAUUAUCUACCGGGUGAUCAGCGUUUAGUCGAUAAGAUCGUCUACGAGCUGAAGGCCCAGGGGAUUUUCGAUCAAUUCCGCAAGGAGUGUUUCGCCGAUGUCGACACCAAGCCAGCCUACCAAAACCUCCGCCAAAGAGUAGAAGGCAGCGUCACAGGUUUCCUCAAAGAGCAGUCCUGGAGGCCGGACAUGAACAAGAACCAAGUGCGGGAAAUGUUACGUAAGAGGAUCACCGAGUCUGGGUAUCUGGAAACGGGGGUUGAGCGCAUUGUCGACCAAGUUGUCAACCCGAAGAUCAAUACGGUGUUUUUGCCCCAGGUGGAAGAGGUUGUUUACAGUUACUUGGGCAUCAAGAAACCCAGCAAAAGCGAAAAGAGUGAACAGUGUGACGAUCUGUUGCCUACUGAUCUCGAGGCGGUGUCCCCUGAGUCCGAGCCCGUUGACAAGAAGGACGAUAAAAGUACGGACACGUUUCAAGAUUUGGACGAAACGAAGACUGAGGAGGACGAGUCGCCCCCGUUUGAGCCCCUGGAGGAACAGACCACCUAUGUGCCCCAGGAGGAGAAUUCCGUUGAUUCGCACAUGUCAGGGUUUUCAGGUUUAGCUAGUCAUGAGUCAAAUCAAAGUAAUGAAAAUAAAAUAACACCGAUGGAGCAAGAUUCGCAAAUGUCGCGCAACAGCUCUGAUAGCCGUUUAUCAAUCAUAACGUCAGACGAUAACUCAAAAAUGGAUAUUUGCGAAGACUCACAGUCAAAAUCCAUCAAAUCAACUGACUCAAACCACAAACAUGACGAUAAAAAACACAAAUCGUCCGAGCGUCACAAAUCGCGCAGCGAGAGCAAGUCUGAUAAAGACAGGAAGAGUAGCAAAGAUUCAAGAUCUCGGCACAGUUCGUCUUCGAAAGAUAAAGACAAGAGCCGCGAUCGUCGCGAUUCGAAGAGCUCAAGUAAGCCCAAAGAGAACGACAAAGACAAGUCCAAAGAUAAGGAUCGCAAUAGGAGCUCCAGCAAGCACACCAGUAGCAAAGACAAGGAUAAAAACGCGAAAAAAGACUCUCGAUCUGAUAAAGAUAAGCCUCGGUCAAGCAGCAGCCACAAGUCCCGUGAUAAAUCCAGCGAUUCCAAAUCUAAAGAAAAGUCUUCCUCCGAUCGCCACAAACACUCGUCCUCGCACAGCGACCGCCACAAGAAGGAUAAGGACAAGAAAAAGGAUUCGAAAUUGAAAGACGAUCAUUACAGUUCGAAAGACAAGAGAAAUGACCGCCGAUCGACCGAUCGCGAUUCGAACGACGGCCAGUCAAGUCGCCCGCCUACCAAUCCCUCCGAUAACUCCAAUUCCCAGUCACAGAAGAGCCAAGACUCGAAUUCAGGGGGCGGUGAUUCGGGGAAUUCCGAUCACACCGAAAGCACGACCAAAGCCCCCGUGGUGAUCACAGGGGCUGUGGAAAAUUCCGAAGUGAUGAUUUCGCCCCCGGAGACUCAGCGAGUCAAGGUUUUGAAACCGAAAUGUGCCUCGAAUAUUCAAGAGGCUUUGAAGUUGAUGAAAAUUCGCAAACAGUUAGCCAAGUUGGAGAAGCAGAAUCAGUUGAGUUUGGCGAGUGUUGAUGUGACUUCGCCCAUUGUCCUCUCGUCGAGUAUCAAUCUGGACGACUUGAACCAGAAUUGUCUUAAAAAGGAGCAUGAAAAUAAGAUCGAGGACGUGGUGCCGCACUUACAGAACACUGUAAUUAGUCAAGACAGUUGGGACACCAUGGAGGCGAAACUGAGGGAGGCAGUGUGCCAGGAGAUGGAUGAAAGUGGAGAUGAGGACGAGAAAUGUAGAUUUUUCGAAAGUGUGGACAUUAAGAAAAUCGAGUUUUUGCAAUUUGUCGAGCUGUUUAUCAGUAAAUUUGAGAAGUAUCAAAGGUUGCGGAAGAGAAAUGGGGGGAAACGAAAAAUUGAAGACAACGAUUUGAAGAAUAAUAACAAGCAGUUGAAGAAGCAAAAGGUUGGGAAGAGUAAGACAACGAACAAGAAUAAUAAUCAUGCCGUUGCGAAUGAGAAAUUUCCACUGCCGUUGAGUCCGGCUGAAAGUGACAAGUCAACAGGUAAGAAGGAAGAAAUUUCGACACCGAAGGCCAAACGUAACAACGUUAACAAAGUCAAUAAUCAGAGAUACUCCAGCGACGACCUGUACAAACCUAGACCAACUUUCAUUAGCACUAGACGUAGAGGUGCCAAAAAUCUGGAGAACUGACUAAGGUUUUAUUUUUCUCGUAGAAUAGGAAUUAGAAGUAAAUAAAUAUUUUUAUAUGUUAUAUAUUACAAUAAAACAGCUUUAUUUAA